This is a messenger RNA of Loxodonta africana (African savanna elephant), 5046 nucleotides long. It is a transcript of the gene DNAJA3, whose product is annotated as DnaJ heat shock protein family (Hsp40) member A3. The coding region runs from base 21 to 1463 and encodes 480 amino acids. The transcript has 12 exons. The record is from RefSeq and is a predicted model, not a curated record. Gene Ontology annotation, cellular component: mitochondrion. Gene Ontology annotation, molecular function: ATP binding; heat shock protein binding; protein kinase binding. Gene Ontology annotation, biological process: negative regulation of apoptotic process; mitochondrion organization; response to heat. Lineage: Eukaryota; Metazoa; Chordata; Mammalia; Proboscidea; Elephantidae.
CGCAGUGUCCCCGAACGAAGAUGGCGGCGCGGUGCUCCUCACGCUGGCUGCUGGUGGCUGUGGGGACCCCCCGGCUGCCCGCUGUACCCGGGAAAGGGACCCGGCGGCUCAGGGAGGGUGUGGUAGGGGCGUCGCUGGGCGGCAAAUUGAGCGUCACCACCUUCGCGCCUCCUUUGGGAGCUCGAGGCCCGGGGGCGCUGCUGACAUUGAGACCCGGUGUCAGCCUCACAGGAGUAAAAAGUUACCCUUUUGUUUGUACUGCUUCCUUCCACACAAGGGGCCCUUUGGCCAAAGAGGAUUAUUACCAGAUAUUAGGAGUACCCCGAAAUGCCAGCCAGAAAGAGAUCAAGAAAGCCUAUUACCAGCUUGCCAAGAAAUAUCACCCAGACACAAAUAAGGAUGAUCCCAAAGCCAAGGAGAAGUUCUCCCAGCUGGCGGAAGCCUACGAGGUGCUGAGUGACGAAGUGAAGAGAAAGCAAUAUGACGCUUAUGGCUCAGCAGGUUUUGACCCUGGGGCUGGCAGCUCUGGGCACAGCUACUGGCGGGGAGGCCCCACCGUCGACCCUGAGGAACUGUUCAGGAAGAUAUUUGGGGAGUUCUCAUCAUCAUCAUUUGGAGAUUUCCAGAGUGUAUUUGAUUCACCUCAGGAGUACAUCAUGGACUUGACAUUCAGUCAGGCUGCCAAGGGAGUCAACAAGGAGUUCACUGUGAACAUCACUGACACCUGCGAGCGGUGCGACGGCAAAGGGAAUGAGCCUGGCACCAAGGCGCAGCACUGCCACUACUGUGGUGGCUCUGGGAUGGAAACCAUAAACACGGGCCCAUUUGUGAUGCGUUCCACCUGUCGGAGGUGUGGUGGCCGAGGCUCCAUUAUCACGUCCCCAUGUGUGGUCUGCAGAGGAACAGGACAGGCCAAGCAGAAGAAGAGAGUGGUGAUCCCAGUGCCUGCCGGAGUGGAGGAUGGCCAGACUGUGAGGAUGCCCGUAGGCAAGAGAGAGAUCUUCGUCACCUUCAGGGUGCAGAAAAGCCCCAUGUUCAGGAGGGACGGCGCAGACAUCCACUCCGACCUCUUCAUUUCUGUAGCUCAAGCCAUUCUUGGUGGGACAGCCAGAGCCCAGGGCCUGUAUGAGACCAUCAAUGUGACAAUCCCCCCCGGAACUCAGACAGACCAGAAGAUUCGGAUGAGUGGGAAAGGCAUCCCCCGGAUUAACAGCUACGGCUACGGCGAUCACUACAUCCACAUCAAGAUCAGAAUUCCAAAGAGACUGACAAGCCGGCAGCAGAGCCUGAUCCUGAGCUAUGCUGAGGAUGAGACGGAUGUGGAAGGGACGGUGAAUGGUGUCACCAACACGAGCACUGGUGGCAGCACCAUGGAUAGCUCUUCAGGAGGCGAGGCUAGGCGCAAGGCUGGGGAGGACAAGGAGGGAUUCCUUUCCAAACUUAAGAAACUGUUUACCUCCUGAUAACCCAGCCGAGGAAAACGGUCCACUGGAAACUAGUCUGGAAGCAGCACCCACUCCUCAUGGCCUUGACAGCAGGAGGCUCAGCACAGAGCUCAAGCCCCUGCCUGCAGAGGCCCCAACCACCUCAGCAACAACAAGACUGUGACAGCACCUCUCCCUGGAAAGGGGCUACAUGGAUGGUCCCUGGGCAGUAAGAUGUAGAACCUGUAAGGUUUUCUGUCCAUGGUUGGUGGCUCAGCUUCUCACUCAGCGCAAAGUAAGACAGAUGGACAGAUGGUAGAGCUACAACCCUGGGAGUGAUGUGGUGGAGUUCUUAGCUAAAGAAUUAAAGGCCAUGUUCACAGCUUAAAGAUGAAUCCUGAGCUACACCGAAUUGUGGGUUGAUUGAUUUUUCCCUUGCAGACUUUUGGGAAGUGCCCUGAAUGAGUCUACCCUAACAGGUUGCCUUACCCGGAACCUACCUUGCAUGCCCCGAGCCUCGCACCUCCCCCCAGCCCCCCGCCGCCCACAGGUUCUGCCGGGCAUCACUCUCUCUUCUUCGAGUUUCUUUUUAAUUUCCAAAGGUACCAAGCAGCUUGAAAGUGGGGGCUCUAGGGGCCUGGGGAGGCACACAGGAAAGCCCAGAGAGGGUCCUGGAGAUCUAUGUUCCCACCCAUGUGGGUGGCGGUCUGUCAGGACACACAUCUUUCCUCCCCACCUGCCCAGGAUGUCCUCCUGUGCUGAUAGUCGACUUCUGUUGCUUUAGGACAGGAGUGCGUAGGAGCCCUGGCCCUCUGCUCAGCCAGUCUGCUGCCCGAAGCAUAGUCCUGGGGCCAAGUUCAGCAGCCUCGUUAACACUGAGCCACCUCUGCCAGCUGGGGUCUUGUUCUCACCACUUACACUGUUGACAUUUACUUUCAGGAGUGUCUUUAAAUAUUCAGUGCAGACAGUCACUGUCUUUUCCCGUAAAAAUGUUCAUUCAAAAGAAAAAAGCAGUCUAGGCAGGCCAAGGCUCCCACGACGGCUUUGUUGGAUGUUGCAGCUUCCACGUGUCUCAGAUCUUCAAACUACAGACAGGUUAAUGAAGAACAUUUCUCAAUAGUUUCCCUUUCCUUCCUCUUUAAUUUACUAAAAGCAUCUACUCAUGUCCGAUUUAAGAAUGUAAAAUGAAUCUAUAUCAAUGUAAAUAAGAUUAUCUACUGCAAAAAGAUAUUUAAAACCUAAGUUGUGGCCAUUUCUUCCUUGCAAGAGUCCAGACACCUUCUGUAGGUGACUUAGCCUGGUGACUGAUAUUCACUUGCGAUUGGGCCACCUCACCUCUGACACUGGGGUCAUCUCUGCUUUCCUUUCGUGGGAGGCCAGAGAGGGAACGAAUCCGCCUCAUCACUCAGCGUACCCCGCCGAGCCCACACACUAAUGGAGCUGUGAGGCCUACAGUGCUCACCCUGCUUAUAGCGUUCUCUCUGGAGCCUGUGUUGAGAGGUGCAAACUCCUUGUUAGGGCCCUACAUGCUGCUUUCUCCCUCACUAGAUUUUUUUCCUCCAUUACUUAUAGAGUGUUCACAUUCUUUUAUGUUGAAAUGUUGGCUCCUUGUAGUUUAAUAGUCUGGGCUCCAGCAGAAACUGUUCCUCAUAGAAGUCCCAGUGCCUGGCUCAGUUAGGGUGAGCCCUGAGCACACAGCUCAGACCCUGCCAGGUGCCUGGGCCCAGCAGGUUGGGAGGCGGGAGCAUUGGCUGGGUUGAGUGGAGAAGAGAUCGACAAAGAGUUGAUAGGCAAGAAAGAGGCUCAACAGUCACAUCCUGCUGCUUUCAGAUACUUCCACUCAGCAGUGUGGAGCUAGACUGUCCUUCUCAGAUGAAAGCUUAGGUUUUAUAACUGGAGAAGUCAACCUAAUCUCAUUCAUGUCCUACUUUUUGAAAGGAGAAGUCUAGAGAAAGGUGAAUUUUCUUGCUGGUGAGACUCCAUUAUUGUGUACUGGAGUGCCUUUCCCCAUGUGGCAAGAAGGUGGCAACGCAGUUUCGGUGGAAUGAACAGAUCCAAGCCUUGAGGUGGCUGGCCCUGGGGGGCUGGGGCAGUUGGCACCAGUCUUCUUGGACACCUGUGAGUUGGGGCUGGGGUGUGACAUGAGGUAUUGAAAACUAUAAAAAGUAUCUCCAGUUCCCCGAGCCUUUGGGGAUUGAGAGUAGGGAGAGGGAGGUGGUAUUGAGCAUUUGCUGAAGUAUCAGGGAGGUGCAGUCACCAUGCAUACAUGACCACUCAGGAACUGGACAUGAGCCUGAGAACAGGAGGCUCACGGCUUGGGCAGGACUGACUCAGGCCCCAACAGGCAGCUCACAUGUGUGACACCUCAAGGACCUUGUCACAAUGAGUUACAGCACCAGAGGUGGCACAUGUCCCACCCACAGGCUUGGGGACACAAGGACAUGCAGGACAUAGCUGCCCUCUUGUCCUGACCCAAGUGCACCUAGAAACCCCCCUGGCCUGAGCCUCUUCCUUCCUGUCCCCUCAGCUCUCAGCCUAAGUGCUACCCCUCAGAGGCUCUUUUUGUGCACACCAUAAAAUAGGUGCCACCCACAGGGUUGGUCCUCACCUGACUCUUUUUCUUUGCAGUCCUCCUGUCAAUUUGUAAUUAUUUAUCUGACUUUACCCCUAAACUAAGCUAAAUAUUUUGUUAAUAGUUACUUAGAGCCCAGCAUACAGUAAGUACUUGAAGAAAUACUGGUUUCAUAAUCAAUGUAUUAGUCAAUAGAUCAAGUGAAUUCUAUAGGGCUGCCUCCCCUUUGCAUGGCUGUGCAGGUUCUGAGGCUAGGGAUGGGUUAAGAAGACAGCCAUGGUGGCUGUCACAUUAAUCUCCCAGCUGCACACCCAAAGGAAAAGUCUGCCACAGAGUCUUGGCCAAUGGCAUCGCCAGCCUGGGCCCCCAUUCCCCAUCUCCAAAAUGACCAGGAGUUGAACCCCUCAGAUGUUCCACCACCUGUGCCACAUUGCAAAUGGGAGGGGCUGCUAUUCCCUGUCACACCCCAGCCCUUGCCACAGGUGGCACCGCCUUUCUUUAGCAAGGUCCCGUUAUAGUGAGGUGGGGUCCCAGCUCUGCCUCAUGCCUUCAUUUUUCUUCCCAUCCAUCUUGAAAGUCACGUACGACCUGCUGCACUUGGGCUCCACAUUACAGGAGGGUGACGAGAGGGAGGUCAGCCUCCUGAAGUCUGUCCCCAACUAAUAGACUGGGUGUGUGCAGCCUCCCCAGGUAUCCAGAGACAUGGGUGCUGGGUGUCAGAGGCAUUGCCUCGGUGGCUGGCCUGGGGCUCCAGUGCUUUCAGGGCACAUCCAGCACCCAGUCUAUGGGUGAAUUUCCAGUAGAGUGGAAAUGGAUCCUCUGGGCCACGGUCAGAGUCAUGGUCAUAUCUGUAUGAUUAAACUUACCCCAGAGUAUUUAGGAUGCCCGUCAUCACAGACCACCUGCCCAGCCCCCUUAUUGCCAGGAAGGGAGAUGACCAAACCUACAACUUGAUCUUCUUGUUAAUGCCAUCAGCAUCCCAGCAGUUGCCACUCUAGCCCAAGUCCCAGAAACAAAGCCUCUUUCUUUUGGAAACUAUCUGCAAGAACA